Messenger RNA from Elaeis guineensis (African oil palm), 1025 nucleotides. The record is from RefSeq and is a predicted model, not a curated record. NCBI's taxonomy places the organism in Eukaryota, Viridiplantae, Streptophyta, Magnoliopsida, Arecales, Arecaceae.
CCCACCACGUAUCCUCUUCCACCUCUUUAUCAUGCCCAUUCCAUCUCUUCUCACCCAUUCUCCCACUGUCGACACACAGCAAUGGCGAGCCUCUUCCACCUCUUCUUCCUCCUCUCCCUCUCCCUCUCCCUCUCCCUCUCCCUCUCCUUGGCUCUCUGCCGGGUUAAAGAUCCAUCGGAGAGCCCUGGAACCACAACCACUCUCGACGUCACCGCCGCUCUCAGGAAAACCACCCAAGCCCUCGCCUUCGAUCCACCCAGAGCCCAUCGACAGCUCCUCCACAAAGCGAUCAAAACCACCACCCUCCGCUCCUCCGCCUCCACCGCCACCCUCUCCCUCCACAUCUACUCCCGCGACUUCCUCCCCCUCCCCGACUUCACCACCACGCACAAGGACUACGAAUCCCUGACCCUCGCCCGCCUCCGCCGCGACUUCGACCGGGUCCGGUCCAUCUUCGCCCGGGCUGCCAUCGCCAUCAACGGAUCCGAUUCCAAGGCCGCGAAGGCAGCGGCGAUGCCGGACAGCAUCCGGGGCACGAUCGUGUCCGGGAGCAGCCAGGGGAUCGGCGAGUACUUCUCCCGGGUCGGCAUCGGCCGACCAGCGAAGCCCCAGUUCAUGGUGCUCGACACCGGUAGCGACGUCAGCUGGGUGCAAUGCCUGCCCUGCACCGACUGCUACAAGCAGGCCGACCCCAUCUACGACCCCACCGGCUCCGAUACCUACACACCUCUCCGCUGCUUCUCCGAGCUGUGCCUCUCCGCCACCAACUCCGCCUGCCGGAACGCGACCUGCCACUACCAGGUCGUCUACGGCGACGGCUCCUUCUCCAUCGGGGAGCUCGCCGCCGAGACGCUGACCAUCGGCGAUGCCGCACCCGUCGAGAACGUCGCCAUGGGAUGCGGCUUCGACAAUGAGGGCACCUUCGUCGCCGCCGGCGGCCUCCUGGCCCUCGGAGCGGGGACGCUGUCCUUCCCCUCCCACCUGCCCUCCCACUCCUUCACCUACUGCCUCGUCGACCGCGACAC